AUGCCGUUCCCCCUGACCGUGACGUUUGUGCAGUCGACGAUCCUCAAUGCCGUGGCCAAUAUCCUGGCGCAGCUGAUCGACCAGCGCAAAAGCACUACCCCCUUCACCCUCAAUCUCCUCCCCUUCCUCCAAUUCAUCACCUAUGGCGUGUUGAUCGUGCCCAUCAACUUCUACUGGCAGCGCGCCCUGGAGGUGCGCUACCCGGGCUUUCCCUCGCGCGCCGAGUUCUCAAAUGCCCUCCGCAGGCCGUGGUCCUGGGCCUCUUCUAAAGACCGCGCCGAUAUCCUGCCUCAAACCAAGGACGCCGAGAAGAAGCAUGUCCACUGGGCGCCGCGCGCGAAGAAGUCUGGGCUGCAUAGCUUUGCCAUGAAGUUCCUGCUGGACCAGUCGGUUGGUUCGGUGGUGAAUAUCGUGCUGUUUAUUGUGUUGAUUAAUUUCCUUAAGGGCGAGUCUGUGUUUCGGUCUUGGGAGUUGGUGCUUGAGGACUUCCCUCCUAUUAUGGUCGCCCGCCUCAAGUAUCGUCCGCUGGUCUCGACGCUGAUGUACACCAUCAUCCCCGUCGACCGCCGGGUUGUCUUUGGCAGUGCCUGCGGAGUGAUCUGGGGUGUAUAUCUCAGCUUGUAUGCUGUAGUAUAA
This is a messenger RNA of Penicillium alfredii, 636 nucleotides long. Its product is annotated as Mpv17/PMP22 family protein. Gene Ontology annotation, cellular component: cytoplasm; membrane. The record is from RefSeq and is a predicted model, not a curated record. The coding region runs from base 1 to 636 and encodes 211 amino acids. The transcript is spliced from 3 exons. NCBI's taxonomy places the organism in Eukaryota, Fungi, Ascomycota, Eurotiomycetes, Eurotiales, Aspergillaceae.